CCCAUUGAAAAAAAAAACUGACACCAGACAAUGAUUCAAGCUUAACAACAUAAUUGAAAAAGAAAAAGAAAAGGCUCGAUUCUGCUAGAGAAGGAGGAAUGGCAUCAUGGAAUUCGAUUCCGCUGGAAAUCGCAUAUCAAGUUCUGGGUUGGACUGCUUUUAUUGCUUGGACCUUCGCUCCCUGGCCACAAGUCAUAUUGAACUUCCGCAGAAAAAGUGUUGUUGGGUUCAACUUUGAUUUCGUGUUACUAAAUUUGACCAAGCACACUUCUUACCUCAUCUACAACGCCACUCUCUACUUUAGCUCCGAUGUCCAAAAACAGUACUUUGAGAAGUACGGCUCCAAAGAGAUGAUACCCGUAGCAGCAAAUGAUGUUGCUUUCUCAACUCACGCUGUUCUAUUAGCAUUAAUUCACUUACUCCAAAUUGCAAUUUAUGAGCGGGGAAGUCAGACAUUCUCUAAGGUUAGUAUUGGAAUUGUCUCCGUAGUGUGGUUUACUGCUGGAGUUUGUUUCUUCAUUGCCUUGCCAACCCAUUCUUGGCUUUGGCUGAUCAAUAUUUUCAACUCAAUCCAAGUAGUUAUGGCAGCCAUCAAAUAUACUCCUCAGGCAUUCAUGAACUUCAAGCGGAAGAGCACUGAUGGAUUCAGUAUUUACAUUAUUUGUUUUAACUUCACGGGAAGCGUCGCGAAUUUUAUGCAGAUGGCUGUACAAUCUAUAGAUCAAAAUUCUUGGGUGAACUUUUAUGGAAAUAUUGGGAAGAUACUGCUGUCUUUGGUAUCCACAUUCUAUGACCUUAUCUUCCUGUGUCAACAUUUCUUGCUAUAUCCUGCUAGAAAAGAAAAUGUCCCUGGCAAGAUCAACGAGGAAAAAGAUCCACUUAUUGAUUCCUUUAAUCAACCAGAUCAUUCACAAAACGUUUGAGGCUUAGCCCUUGGCCGUAAAACGCAUGAUAUAUUAUACACACACACAUAUAUAGACAUAUAUAAGUAUAUAUACUCUCUUCAUACUUGUAAUGUGAAAAUUGGUCCACUAGCUCCUUAAGAUCUGCUUAAUUUUUCUUUUCACGUUACAUACAAGAAAAAAGAAAAGCAUCUGUUUUUGGAGCAAUUAGAAGUCAUAUAUAUUAUAAACG
Molecule: messenger RNA, 1134 nt
Organism: Morus notabilis
Lineage: Eukaryota; Viridiplantae; Streptophyta; Magnoliopsida; Rosales; Moraceae
Product: cystinosin homolog
Exons: 8
Coding region: 99-923 (274 amino acids)
Biological process (GO): L-cystine transport
Cellular component (GO): vacuolar membrane
Molecular function (GO): L-cystine transmembrane transporter activity
Source: RefSeq, a predicted model, not a curated record